This is a messenger RNA of Paramacrobiotus metropolitanus, 1539 nucleotides long. RefSeq lists its product as uncharacterized. The coding region runs from base 311 to 1405 and encodes 364 amino acids. The record is from RefSeq and is a predicted model, not a curated record. Gene Ontology annotation, cellular component: plasma membrane. Gene Ontology annotation, molecular function: G protein-coupled peptide receptor activity. Lineage: Eukaryota; Metazoa; Tardigrada; Eutardigrada; Parachela; Macrobiotidae. The transcript is spliced from 4 exons. Gene Ontology annotation, biological process: G protein-coupled receptor signaling pathway.
UCUCUAAGACAUGGCCUGCUCCCACAGGCACGGGCCCGACUCACAAAAGUGACUAUGCGGAGUCCGGUAGUGGUCAUGCGCAUACGCGAUGUAAAACACAGGAGGCACAGGCACGCGAGGCACGCGAGGAGACACAGGAGGAGGGAGAAAGUGGUCUGCCCUGUGUCUGCCCGUGGUCGGUCCAUUGCGCGUGCAGUUUUUCGCAAGGCGAAAGAGGCAAGUAUCCCUUUCAGACGCAGGACGCGGUGCCUCCAAGUCAUGCUAUCUAUAGCAUGGGUACUGGCCGCUUGCUUAUCGCAAAUUCCGAACUAUGUCCACGUUGAACAGUAGUGCAGUCAGCCAGAACUACACAAAAUGCGGAUGGCCGGAAGUUCAUCUCCCUGGCCAUAGCCACAGGAUCCACGAAAUUCACUACCUGGAUAUGUACUUGUAUCCGUUCCUGCUUGCGCUGACUACGAUAGGGAAUUGGCUCAACAUCCUCAUUCUCAAACGCGAGAGACCCCGCACGUCCAAGAACGUUUAUCUUAUCGCGGUGGCCGCAGCCGAUAUCACUUUCAUGUGGAGUGCCCUUUUAAUGUACUUAAACAACUGGAACGGAAAAGCGCAGGGCUUACCCCAUCCCUGUUUACGGGUCGCAGUCGAAUGGCUGGCGGGUGUCUGUGAAUUCUUCCAGGGAACGGCUGCUAUAUUUUCCUACUGGGUAAUCAUUGCGUUCAGUGCAGAACGUUUCCUGGCCAUCAAGUAUCCACUGCGGCACAGGAUCAGGGACAGUCUACGACAGUCCCGCAAAGCCAUCUGUGCUAUCCUCUUAAGUGCCAUGCUGUUCUCUUUAUACCAAUUAAUUAACUACUACUUAUUCUAUUAUUAUCGUUUUUACGCCAAUGUCGAUCCGCUGGACCAGCGAAUCGCGGCUCUGAGCCACGGGAGCGCGAUCCACACUUGGAUAAAUAUCGGAAUCGCACUGCGAAUUUUUUUUUUUCUGGUUCUCAACAUUGCACUGUUGCGGGAGAUUCUGCGCAUCAAAAGCAUCAACAGGAUGUAUACGCAUGCCGUCGAUGCUUCGUACUCCAACUAUGAGAAUUUUACCAGUUGUGCCCAGCAAUCAUCGCAGCCGCUCUGUUGCAAACUCGGAGAAGAAUGCCUUUAUCUGUUUGGCAGCCGUCGUCCUGCUAUUUCUCAUCACACAGUUGCCCCGCGUCCUUCACAGCGUCUUCCUUGUGCUAGUAAAGUUCUGUGUACGCGAGUAUCCUAUGAUGUGGCGACGCUUCGUCGUUUCCGUCUGCAGUUUCCUCCUCAACCUCAAUCUCCUGUAAAUGUUUACUGUACUGCACUGUUGACAAAACAUUCCGCAGGAAUGUCUGCCGUAUGUGUCCUGCUAUACGGCGGGCGGUUCGCGGUGUGCUGAAGCGCAGCGGAAAGCAUCAGGUGGGACAGCGGGCACCAGUCUCAUAAGGUCACACUGCGCUGAUGAUUUUACUUGAAUGAACUUGAAAUAUAAGUAAUUGUAGUGUUGUCAUGUUGUACUUAGCAACAGUUGUU